GGCUUUAGUCAGGAGAUGUGGCACAUCUUGGAGCCGCUCAUUUGGCUGUGAGGCAAACAGCUGGCUGCACUGACAUCACGGGCCCCGAGGCCUCUCUCCUGACCAACUGGUGUUUCACCGUUUAACAAUCACACUCUUUUCACUUUCAUUUGCAAACAAGAAACGACUACCCGUUUUGUAGAGGUAAUACUCAGAAAACUUGCUCCCUUGUUGCACAUGCGGACUGGAUUAACGCUGCAUUAGUCCAAAGAACCACACCGUCGCCAUAAUGAAUUGCAGACCAACCAAUUGUUUCUUUUUUUGUCAUCUGGUAUAUGAAACCCACUCUGCUCCUUUGGCUACUGCUGUUAGAGGUUAUUCAUAUCAAACUAGUCUCCAGUUUGUCUUCACUUCAUUAAAACUUUUUAUUUCAACUGACGAUCCGCUAAACGUUAUUACACCUAAGGAGAUGAAACGUGCGAAGGCUAUUAGGUUAAGGAUUUGAUUAAAAGCGCAACCUAACCAUUAUUAUCAAGUACUGCACUGUCUGCAUGUCAGGUGCUGCAUGCUUGGCCACCAAAAAAAAAAAGCAUGCCCUGUAUGGACACAACCAAACCCUCCACAUAGUUUUGCACAGACGUAUUUUGUUUACAUAUGCACAUGUGUGAACACGCUCGUGCUGUUGUGCCAUUUUGCAGGGGGCGCGUUUGGAUGGGGGCAAUUCACAAUUUCUCAAAUGAACAAAUGAAACAUCAAAUUAGUCCGCCGGAGGGUCCCAUUUUUUGUACUUCUAUAUUAUAACUAGUUAUUGAACUAGGUGCACGAUCUGAAAGCCAUUUGCGGGAGAAAGAAUUCAUUGCUCUCCCUCCAUCAAUAAUCCUUGGCAGUGAACUAUUGGAAUCAGUCAAACGCGAGGGGUGAAACGCGGGUCAGGGCGUCUAACUAAUAUUAAAAUGCGUCCGCCAGAGCACAUAGUUUUGGGCGUGCGUGCAGCACUGUCACAUGGGUGCACGACAAAGUGCUUAUAUUUAGAUGAGCAUGCGAGGAAGCCAAAUUAACGAGUGAGUUAGGUGUUGGUUGUGGUUCCUCAUCAGUUCACUGCUUGUUUGCGCACGAUGCUUUGUUCCCGCAAUGCAAAACGUGACCAAAUUGAUGAACAUAGUAAGCGCGGGGUGGAAAAGCUGUAGAUUUAGAUGUUUUUUUUGUCCGUUUUGGAAAUCCCUUGUGCAUUUCCACUGUAAUCAAUUCAAUCGAUUCAUAACAUGAGCAUGUUUGCUGUUUUUUAAUAACUCCGAAAUAGGUCACAUGUCUGAUAUUUCAUUUUUCAUCCGAGGCUUUUCUCAUUAGCUUCCAGAGUGGCAGGAGGGAAAGGUUACCGAGCGGUCAGUAUGGUAAUAGCAAGAAGAAGAAAUGGUUGGGAACAAUGGAAACUUAUUUUUCAUCUGCGCUGUCACGCCGUCCCUUUGUAACCUCCGUGUUUGUGACUGAAUAUUCAUAUGUGAGCUACCUCAAAAGGCGGAGGGUGAAUGUAAAGAAAAGAGACCCUCUUGUCCUUUGCACGUGACGCGUUAGUGUGUGAGAGGUUAUAUACGCGCAUUUCAGUUUAUUUUAGAAAACUUGAUGAAGUCAAAUCCUCUUUAGGAGUAUGGAGCACAUUGAUUUGUCUCCGUGACGAACGGAGCCUCGUGUUGUGCAGCACAGCCUCCUAUUCGUCCUGACUCGCUGUGACAAAUGUGUACUUCUUCAGACGGAUGCUGGGAGAUCCCCUCUGCAGUUUCUAACCCAAACACGCAUUAGUUGUCUAUAUGUACCCUGUAGAACCGAAUUUGUGUGAAAUACAAACAGUCGCAAAUAGGUCUCUGCAGGAAUACAUGGGCGACUGAAAUACCACGCCGGCCGACGGACUCUUCUGCUCCCGCUCCGUCUUUUUUCUCUCCCAACGCUAUUGCAUGUACAAACAUCUGUGAUAUACACAGCCAACAUCCAGGCAGCAACGCAAUAACAAUGUCACAAUGUGUAUUCAUAGUCCAGACAGCCGUAGAUUGUGUAGGCAAAGGGAGAGCAAACCCAUGUGUGGACAUUGUGCGGCUACUGUGUCAGACCCCCGUAAAACGCGUUUGGAACCAGCGGUCGUUCAAAAGUGACUGAUUUACGCCUUUUAUUGCUCUAUAAAACGCCUCUAACAUUCUCGCAAAUGGUAAUAGAAAUCUCGUGAGCAUUGUGUACAAACAUUACAGCCAGAAAGACCAUGCCGUGUCUCGUUUUUUAACCAUUUUAUGUAAUUAUUGCUGCGAAAAUAGAUUUAUCAGUUACUUUGCAAUUUGCUGCACCCAUAGAUUGCCUUGUGUUGUAUGUUUGUUCGGGCUUAAUGUUUCUUUAAGGAGCCUCUGACAUUUUUAUUAGCAUUGUUGUUAUUAUUAUAAUACUUUUGUCUGUAUAUGACAAUGGCUAUAUCAAAAUGAUAAAAUAGGAAUAUGUAUCUUCAGUCUGGACGCUGCUGAGGUAUUGGGGAGUUAACUCAGUCUCUCUUUGACCACAGCUGACUCAGAGAUAGGAACUGGAAGCAUGCAGCACAUGACAAGUUUACAUAGCCAGGCAGGAUCAGUUUACACUACAGCCGCAGACCUUCAAUAAUGUGGCUGAUGUUCAGUGCUUCAGACGAAAAUAGCAUGUAACAUUUGGAGGCAGCAACACUGAUAUAUAGGGUUUAUAUUGUUUUGGCAAUGAGCUGAGUUUAAAGGAAAAUAAAAUAUGUAUGGAUCUUGUAAACAUAUCGGUUGUAUUUAUAUAAAGAAAUACUGCAUUAUUCCAAAUCUUCUCCAGCCUUUUCUUUCAUGAAAAUAGAUUGUAAACAUUCAGAUGCUUUCUAUCAUGGUUUUAUAUAAGUUCAUAACAGAAGUCCCAAUGCAGCAAGUAAAAGAUAAUUACUUCUCAAUAUUGUUGGAGCAGCGGGGCACGACAUGAUGGAGUCAAGGGCAGCACGAAGCCAUAGUGAAACAUGUUAUCAUGAAUUCAGUUGAAUUGAUUUUGUGUGUGAGCAGAACUGCACUUCAUGUACAACUCAUGGAAAGUUCUCUGUGAAGCGAUAGAACUGCUCUGCAUUAAAGUCAGCAGGCCAUGAGUUUUUGAGACGCUCUGGUCUGUGACAUCAUGCUGGUUGUGUUCCCACAAUGUCUGGUUUGUGAUGUCACGAUGAUGAUGCUCUGCUGCAGUUGUACAGUUUGUGACACCACAGGGGAGGCUGGUCUGCAACUUCUCAGAUUUCAGACUUUGGUCUGUUAGCUGCUCCAAUAUUUUCUGGUCCUUAAUUGUGCCACCAGGUUCUAUUUUCAAUGUCCAGUUUUUCAAGUGAAUGCCUAUUGUAUAUUGCAUAAUUAUUUACUUUAAAUGUAAACUCUAAGCAAUAGAAACAUCAUUACCUUUUGUAUCAUCUAUCUUUCUUUUGUAAAUCCCCCUUUGUCCAAGCAGAUUUCCAAAGGCAGCUUUUCUCAUGAUUGUUUCAAUGAGAUCCAGUUUAAAUAUUAUCCUGACCAAUUUUCAGUUAAAAGUUGAACGCCGGGCCUUUUAAUUGAUAGAAGUAAGAGGAUAUCAUUUUACAAUAGACAAAUAUCUCAUCAAUGCAUGACGGUUUUUGUUUCAGCAGCCUGUCCACCUUUCUCCAUCAAUAUAAAUGAUCAAGCCUACUUUCAGAAAUCAACCACACCCCCACAGCAUCUCAACACUCCAGUCGUCUCUGACAUUUAGAUUCACAACAAAUGUAUUAAGUAUUUGUGCUGAAAUGCCCUCAACAAUAUCAAUUUUACAAAACAGGAUAAAUCUUAAGUGUGUUAAUGGAUUGUAAUCAGUAUCACAUUUGAAGUGCAGUUAGUACUCUGCCUUCAUUAAUAAGCAGCUAACCUUUAUAAAAGCGCGUAUAGGCUAACACAAUGAUUGGUUUGCUAUUGUCGUAUCAUAUCCCGAUUGCAAAUCACCUAUUGUCCCAUUGAAUAAUCGAGAAGAGAAGAUUUUGCGUGUUUUAUUUUUUCCUUGGUCAGCAACAAUAGCUACUAGUUUUGUCCCCAAGAUCAAUUGCCUUGGUAACACAACUAGAGAGAGAGAGAGAGAGAGAGAGAGAGAGAGAGAGAGAGAGAGAGAGAGAGAGAGAGAGAGAGGGGAAGGGGAAGAGAGUGGGAAAGGGAGGGAGAGAUUUGUGCCCACAAUGGCGACUGUAGGUAUGCUAAAUACCUCUGGUUCCAUAUCCGGGAACUACCUCUCACUCUUCUAUUGGGCCAUUGGGUCACGUGGUAAAAGUAACUUUACAGGGCUGCUUGCAAGUAGGAGGGCUUUAUGGAGCAGAAAAACGACAAAGCUAGAAAAAUUAUUUUCCACUCCAGAAAUUAAUGAUCAUGAGCUCGUAUUUGAUGGAGUCUAACUACAUUGAUCCGAAAUUUCCUCCAUGCGAGGAAUAUUCGCAAAAUAACUACAUCCCCGAGCAUAGUCCCGAAUAUUACAGCCGCGCAAGGGAGACUGGCUUCCAGCAUCACCACCAGGAGUUAUAUCCUCCGCGGGCGAGCUACCAAGAGCGCCAGUAUAACUGUGCAAGCAUCCCCGAACCCGACACGCCAAGGGGACAUGGAGUACCCCAUUCUGCGCACCUGCUGACAGGGAAAGGGCAACCAGCUUCAUGUGAAACCCCACAGUUGUCCAUGUCCCCCGCUACCCCACCGGCCGCAACCUCCGCCUGCAACCAAGCUACCCCGGAGCAUCCAAACAGCACAGCCUCCUCCAAGCAGCCCGUGGUGUACCCGUGGAUGAAGAAAAUUCAUGUCAGCACUGUGAACCCGGGUUACAAUGGGACGGAGCCCAAGCGGUCUAGGACAGCCUACACGCGGCAGCAAGUCUUAGAAUUGGAGAAGGAAUUCCACUAUAACCGAUAUUUAACUCGGCGGAGGCGCAUCGAGAUCGCCCACACCCUGGUUCUCUCCGAGCGACAGAUUAAAAUCUGGUUUCAAAACCGCAGGAUGAAAUGGAAAAAGGAUCACAGGCUGCCGAACACCAAAGUGAGAUCCUCUUCCUCCUCCGGGUCCAACACAAGCUCGGCAGCCGGCGCCGUGGCCGCUGCCUCGGCCACUAACACUGGGGCCCCCGACGAACUCACCGGAGCACAGCAUGCCGAGGAUAUUACCAGGUUAUAAAACCACGCACGGAGGAGAAAAGGACUGGUUAUUUAUAGAACAAUUAUAUAUUUUGUUUUCGUAGCUAUCUUGUGCAGUUUCCUUUAACUCCAAAGUUAUAUAAAAUGCAUGUUAUAUAGCAUGGAUUAUUGCGAAUACUGCGAAUAAUUUUUACGUGACACAGGGUUUAAUUUAUUUGAAGCUCAAUUAAGAUGAUGUUUUUUAUUAAAAAAUGUUUUGAAUGAAGGAAAAUAAUUGUAGAAAAAAAUAUACGUUUUAUCAAAAUGUUAUUGUGGGCCAUUCUUUUGCCCUGGUGCCCAAGGUGAAAUGCACAAUCUAUUUAUUUCAAACAACACUGGAAGGAAGUCAAUAUAAUAAUAGUUAUUUUUGGUAUAAAAAAAAAAGCUGGAACAUACCAUUGAUCUUGAACUUGUAUUGUUUUGGACAAUAACCGUGUGUGAAUUACCUCGUGUAUUUCAGAAACAGGAUUUUGAUUUACAAUUUAGUUUUGUGGUGUUAAUGUUGUGUUUAGACCGUUAAACCGCAGAUUAUUGUGAAAUGCAAUAAACGGAGUGUAGUGUUGUGCUAAUCAUGUUGGUCAAUAAAAUAGUGAGUGUUAACUAGUUUUAUAUA
Messenger RNA from Gasterosteus aculeatus aculeatus (three-spined stickleback), 5765 nucleotides. It is a transcript of the gene hoxc4a, whose product is annotated as homeobox C4a. The record is from RefSeq and is a predicted model, not a curated record. Gene Ontology annotation, molecular function: DNA-binding transcription factor activity, RNA polymerase II-specific; RNA polymerase II cis-regulatory region sequence-specific DNA binding. NCBI's taxonomy places the organism in Eukaryota, Metazoa, Chordata, Actinopteri, Perciformes, Gasterosteidae. Gene Ontology annotation, biological process: embryonic skeletal system morphogenesis; anterior/posterior pattern specification; positive regulation of transcription by RNA polymerase II. Gene Ontology annotation, cellular component: nucleus; nucleoplasm.